UCUUCUUAUGGAAAAAGAGAAAAGUGUGUACAGUAGUGGUUAAAUUUAAAGCUAUCGAGGGACCUAAGGCAAAAUAAAAACUACUAAACAAAAGCACAUUGUAUAAGAUAAGAUAUUGAAAAAUUAAUUCAAUAAGAGAUAGAGUAGAAAAGGAGAGAGUGACAGAGAGAGGAGAUAGAGUGUGUGGAGAGAACAGAACCCACAUAGGUAAGCGAGAUUUUGGAGAGAGAAACAGGGCACCAGAGGAGGGAGGGGGAGAGAGAGAAAACGAAACAAACAAAGCCUAUUUCCCCGUCGUCGUCCUCCGUUUGCCGCUCCAUCACUCUCUCUCUCUGCCCCUCUCGCCGUCUGGCGGCGGAUGAGCGAUUGCCUCGUCGCUGCAUCCGGUCGGGCUCAGAAAUCGCGGCGACCAUGGCGAGCAAUGUGCGCGGCAGAUCGCGGCGCAGGGGAGAGAGCGGCGGGUCGUCCGAGCGGAAUACGGCGCAUUCCGCAGUUCCCACCGUGGAUCACCAUGGGUUUGUGUCCUUGACGAAACAAGCAAUUUAUCCUGGGAUAAUAUCUGAUCCUCUGUUUGCUGCGGGAAACAGGCAAAGUAAAUCAAGAGAAGCCAGUGUUGUACCGAUGAAAAUGCUAAUAGACGAAGAAUUCUCAAAAGAUGUCAAUGCUAGGCACAUUUCACCAGGUCCUGUAGGGAGAUUAAUGGGUCUUCAUUCACUGCCUUCAUCUGGAACUUGUAGCCAGCACAGAUAUAGCCAUAGCCAUGCACGAAAGACUUCACCCAGUAGUUCUCAUGAUCGAUAUGGUGUAUAUGAAGACAUUCCACAUAGGAGAAGCGCAGAUGACAUCAGGGAUGUUUUUGAAGUUAUGGAGGGCACAAAAGCAAAGAUGCACCGGAGCCCCAGAUCCAGAAAUGGAAAUACUAGUUCCAGAUCUGACAAGAUUGACAGUGCAGAUAUAGAUUUCAUAAGGCAGAAAUUUAUGGAUGCUAAGCGUCUUUCUACUGAUGAAUCCCUUCAUAUGUCAGAAGAAUUUAAUGAGACACUUGAUGCAUUGGUAUCUAAUCGGGAUCUUCUGCUGGAAUUUCUUCAAAAGUUUGAUCCUAUUGUCAAAAGGGACCUGCAUAAUCAUGGUUCUCCAUCCUCCACCGCAAACUGCAUUACAAUAUUGAAACCAUCUCGAAGAAAUCAAUUUACUGGCAUGGACAAUAUUUAUCCACAAGAUAAAGGUACCGAAAGCUACUUCAACAUGCAAAAGGAAGAGAAACAAUCUUUGAGGAAGCCAAAUUUGAAUGUGUCCUCUCAAUCCCUAAAAGAAGAGUCUGGUUCAUUGAGGCAGAAGCUGUCAAGGUCAAGUCACCAGGAAAACACCGACAAACGAACCUGUCCCACCCGGAUUGUUGUCCUGAAGCCAAGUCUUAUGAAAGUUCAUGAUAUUGAAGGAGCCUUUGCCCUAAAUCAUAAAAUCUCUCAUUCUGAUUAUAGAAGACACAAAGAAUGUCAUGAUGUUGGUAGAUGGAGUCCGAAUGCUGAAGAAGAGUACAUGUGUCAGGUGUCCCUUGGAGACUCUGAAACAUUAGGCCAUAUGGGGAAGGGCUCUAGAGAAAUUGCUAGGGAGAUCACGAAACAAAUGAGAUCUGCUAGGGGUGGAAGUAGGAAACAUGUUGUCAAACCAGAGACCAGAACUUUUGUUUUAGACGAAAGGUCACAGUCCCUGUCAUCCGUUACUAAGCUCAAGACUUCAGAGGCAUUCCAUAGAUCCCCCGAGCUAUGUGAUGCUUGGACUUCAUCCAGCUACAACUCUUCGCCAACAUAUUCAACUGAAACAUCAGUAAGCAAGGAAGCAAAGAAACACCUCUCUAAGAGAUGGAAGAAGACCCAUCUGUGCCAGCAUCAAGUAACUGAUAAUGAUGGCUUCAGCACGCUUGGGGAUAUGCUUGUUCUCUCGGAUCAGGAUACAUCAAAAGUUGCUACCCAUAAAAUGGCUUGUCGGAAAUGUCCAAAGGGAGAAGUGCAGAGAAAUAGAAUGCAGGGUUCGUGCAACGAUGGUUCGAGAGAUGCAGCUACAAGUAAUUUAACUCGGUCCAAGUCUCUUCCAUCAUCCUUCAUCCGCGGAGUUCCAAAGUCUAACAACAGAAAAAGAACUGGUAGUGGUAGGCAUAAUGAGUUUUCUAUGCUUAAAGAUGUUCUUAAGGUGGGACCCCACUAUUCUGAAUAUGCAUGUCGUGGCAGACCAAGGCAAUCUCUAAGUAGAGGUUCUACAUUUCAUGGUGAUGAAUCUGAUCUGAUGUCCCCAGGUAAUGAGGAAAGAAUGGUAAUUGAACGUGAGAUACACGUAAAUUACGAGGAAACAGCUAAUGGGAUUGCCAUGCCAGAUACUUCUGAACAGUCACUACAUCCUGCAAAUCUUGACGAUGAACUAGAUGCAGUAGGUUUUCUGGAUACCAGUUCUGCAGUCCCUGACAUGAAUCAAGAACCUAUGUCUCCUGCUGGAGCUGGACAGAACCAGCAAAAGCUUAAACAGUCAGCAACAGCAUUUGACGACCACCUUCUUGUCCCUAAUCUCGAUGAUUUGGUGACUGAGGAUGAGCGUAUUGAAUACCAUCAAGCUGAUAAUUACCCACCUGUACAUGAUCCCCGGACAGAAUCAGAAUUUCCUGACGGGAUUGGUCACCACCAAGGGCAUGACAAUCAAACCCUUUGUAUUCCACCAACUGGAUCAGAAUCGCCAAUGACCUCUAACAAAGAUGAGCAGCGAAGUCCCGUGUCUGUUCUUGAAUCUUCCAUGGAUGUGGAAGAUGUUUACUCAGGAGAUUUUGAGAAAAUUAGUGCGGAUCUUCAAGAACUCAGAAUGCAACUUCGACUUCUCAAGAGGGAGACCACGGACAGGGGAGAUGAUACCGAGCUUUUUAUAUUGAGUGAUGAUGAGGCGGCAUGUCAGCCACCUCCUGAAAUGGAAAAUUCCCAUACUUUUAGGGAUGACGAAGAAAGGGAUUUCUCCUACGUGCUUGAUGUUCUUACUGAUAUGGGCAUUAAUUCUGCUAACCCGGAUGUGCUACUUAACAAGUGCUAUUUCUUGGAGUGUCCUGCAGGCCCUGAUUCAUAUGAUAAACUUGAACAGAGGUACAGUAGCCUCAUUUUGUGGCCGCAACCUGAGAGGAAGCUCUUGUUCGAUAUCACAAAUGCUGCUCUUGCGGAUAUAAUCACCUCUCUAAUGCAGUGUGGCUCAAAGGGGUUGUUGAGGAGGUGCUCGCCCGAGUGGGAUGAGGGGUUUGUGGAGAUGGUGUGGCAAAGGGUGGUCCAGGUACGUCAAGAAAUGGAGUUUAAUCAGGAAGGGCUAUUAUUAGAUGUAGAGUGGGUUGGUUCUGAAGACGGCACCUAUCUGGUCGGGAGCGAUAUCGGGAGUACUUUGCAAGAAGAUCUCCUUGAGGAAAUCAUAGCUGACUUCCUGGGGGUGACUAAAUCCGCCAAGCUUUUUGGCUAGGAUGGCCAAUGUUUUCACCCGUAGCCAUUAUAAGCAUAUGCAUGGAUUGGUAGCUGGUAAAAUCCGGUGAAAAUGGAGCCCUCAAUGAACGGCUAAUGAGAAGCUGAUUAUUGUUAAAGAACUCCAGAAAAACACCUCAUGGCUCCCGAAGUACAUAAGCUAAGAUGGCGUAGGUAGGUACUGAAUCAUCAGACAAGUGAGAUCUCGGUUGGGCCUGGUUGUGUCAUGUAUAUUUUACUAUUGGUUCCGAACUCCUCAAUAACCUGAUCCAUCCUGACUCCGAAAGGUGGAAUUUUCGCUCGCAUAA
Phragmites australis (common reed) is the source of this 3787-nucleotide messenger RNA. RefSeq lists its product as uncharacterized. Lineage: Eukaryota; Viridiplantae; Streptophyta; Magnoliopsida; Poales; Poaceae. The transcript is spliced from 5 exons. The record is from RefSeq and is a predicted model, not a curated record. The coding region runs from base 412 to 3480 and encodes 1022 amino acids.